GAUUUUAUGUUGAUGAUCACCUUCAAGAGAUCCUGUAAGUUCGAUAAUCCUCGUUGUAACAUAGAAGGCCAAUACUCACCUUGGUUAUAUAGGUCUUUGUUGAAUGUUCUCUUCUUGAAAGAAAAUGAAUACAGCGAGCAGCAAAUCGUUCACUCUGGACUUGCGAACUUGGAAGCGCUACGCAGUACCAUAGUUGACGGAUAUAUGGAUUCAAGCGUGAAAUUUGAUACCAACUUAUACAAUCAAAUCUCGGCAGUAUUGAGCGUAAGCCUUGGUGAAGGGCUAAUUCUGUGUAUUAUUCAAUUGUUGACAAUUGCUUUUUAGAAUUUUCGCUUCCAAGACGGCACACGAGUAAUGAACGCGCAAUUUCAUAGUAGGCGUAUGUACCACUGGCGACAAGCCGGGCG
Rhizopus microsporus ATCC 52813 is the source of this 407-nucleotide messenger RNA. RefSeq lists its product as uncharacterized. Bases 7 to 324 code for a protein of 105 amino acids. The transcript has a single exon. The record is from RefSeq and is a predicted model, not a curated record. Lineage: Eukaryota; Fungi; Mucoromycota; Mucoromycetes; Mucorales; Rhizopodaceae.